Lachancea fermentati is the source of this 1005-nucleotide messenger RNA. Lineage: Eukaryota; Fungi; Ascomycota; Saccharomycetes; Saccharomycetales; Saccharomycetaceae. The record is from the annotation of a GenBank genome assembly.
AUGCGCUUUUUGUCUUUAUUGUUCGCUUUGUUCGCCGUGUCUUUGGCCAGCCCUAUCGCUUUGUACAGGGACCUAUUCUUCCGCGAGUACGGUGUGAUUAAGGCCAACGCCUCAAACUCCACAGCCUCCAAUUACAGCAACGCUUCUAAUGCUACCAACUCCACGUCCAGCGGUGUGAAGCCCAAGUUGGCCAUUGUCGUUACUGGCGGCUACGUCCCUCUCACGAACUACACCUCAUCGUCUGAGGUUAGCAUCACCACACUAUACAAUACUACUUCGACUUUGAACGCCUCGCAAAUUUACAACGUCGCCAACACCAUCAACAAGACCCUGGGCAGCGACAAAUACAGCGGAGUCGUCGUGCUCUCUAACGAAAACUCGGUCGAGUCCUUGGGUUUCUUGCUCAGCGUGGUCAUUGACAACUACAAGCCCGUGGUUGUCACUUCAGACGUGCUCCCCGGUCUGUUUGUGGCUUCUUCGACCGGCGCCAUAUCACGUGGUGCUCUUGUCGUGCAAGAAAACUCCAUCUACUCCGGUACCGUCUUCAACCCUCAAGCCACCGGCUGGGGCGCUGUUGGUACCGUGAGCGACAGCAACGUGGCCUGGCUAUACGCUCCAUCCACUGCGCAAUUGCUUGCCCCAUCCUCCGUCAUCAGAACUAACUACACCAACUUCACUGCUACGAACAUUUCUUCCUCCAGCCUGCCCGUCGUCCCUGUCGUUUACGACGGCCAGUACAACUCCGACUUGCUAGCCACCAUUAGCAGCAGCAUCGACGGCCUGGUGGUUGUGGCUUCUGGUAACGCCACGACCUCUACACUAACUUCCGACACUCUACCCGUGGUUUACGCCUCGGGCGACUCGUCUCUCGUGGUUCCAGCCGAUGUUCCAGCUGGCGCCAUCGCAGGUGGCUACUUGACCCCAACCAAGGCUCAAUUGCUGUUGACCGUGGCUCUAGCCAACAGUGUCAGCAAUUCGACCUUGUUGCAAUCCGUCUUCCCUUAG